This is a messenger RNA of Lepisosteus oculatus (spotted gar), 3651 nucleotides long. RefSeq names its product ring finger protein 152 (gene rnf152). Gene Ontology annotation, biological process: positive regulation of autophagy; apoptotic process; protein K48-linked ubiquitination. The record is from RefSeq and is a predicted model, not a curated record. Gene Ontology annotation, cellular component: lysosome. Lineage: Eukaryota; Metazoa; Chordata; Actinopteri; Semionotiformes; Lepisosteidae. Gene Ontology annotation, molecular function: ubiquitin protein ligase activity.
ACGAACUAGAUAUUGCCAAGCAGUAGUAGCCUAAGGAUGUUCGUUCCCGCUAUACCCCCCUUUGGUUUCAAGCGGCAGGGCCAGUGGAGAUGAUACGUCUGCGCUGGUAGCACCUUUCCAAGGAGCCGGCGGGCUGGUCCCUCUCCGCCUUGGCGGCGGCAGGGCAGUUGUGCGCAGCCGCUAGGCGAGCCCUCAGUGCGGGGGGCUGGUGACCCCGCUGUGCCGGACACGCAGGAAUGCCUGUCUCGGCAAGCAAGGGAGUGCCUUUGCCGGGUCAGCCCCUGGGGACAAUCCGGUUAGCUCACUUUGUGUUUGAAGACAAAUUUAGCAGACGGUUGUGUCGUCUCAUAUGUACUGAUCGCAGAUCCGGAGAGACGCCGCGCGGAGGGUGCCGGGAACAAGGCGUGACGGAGUAGCCCCGAGGGAGAGAUCUGCGCCCGAGCAGCUCUGGAGAGGGGAGCUGAAACCCUGAAGCCAAGGCGCCCUCUUGAGUUCUGUCAGACCUGGCCUUGCAGGCUUCGCCGGCCCAAACAAACCUGCUGUGCAGACCGACAGAGGAAGAAAUGGAAUCCCUUUCCCAGGACUCGAUCUUGGAAUGCCAGAUCUGCUUUAAUUAUUACAGUCCCCGGCGCAGGCCAAAACUGCUCGACUGUCGGCACACCUGCUGCUCAGUGUGCCUUACGCAGAUGAGGACCAGUCAAAAGGAGAUCAGGUGCCCCUGGUGUCGGGGCGUUACGAAGCUGCCGGCGGGCUUCUCGGUAUCCCAGCUCCCCGACGACCCGGAGAUCAUCACCGUGAUUGCCAUCCCUCACGCCUCGGAACACACUCCCGUCUUCAUCCGGCUCCCUAGCAACGGCUGCUACAUGCUGCCCCUGCCGGUCGCUAAGGAGCGGGCGCUGCUGCCCGGAGACUUCGGCUGUCGGCUCUUGCCAGCGGGCGGCCAGCAGAAGGGGGUCGCCGUGGUGACGGUGCCCGAGCAGCAGCCCCUGCAGGGCGGGCCCGGCCCCGAGGGCGAGGAGGGCGAGGUCGAGAGGCGGGGGGCGGUGAAGAGCUCCACCUGGUCUGGAGUGUGCACUGUGAUACUGGUGGCCUGCGUUUUGCUGUUCCUCCUGGGCAUCGUCCUGCACAACAUGUCCUGUAUCUCGAAACGGUUCACGGUCAUCUCCUGUGGCUGAAAGCGCGGCCCCCGAAAGCGGGAAGGAGGUUUCAGCGCAAGCGUGUGGCAGCCAGGGAGAAGGCUGAGAAGCCAAAACCAUGUUUUUGUUGGUGCAGCCCAUUGCUGGUACGUUUCGAGCACUGGGCUGCAGACAAUAGCACAGGACACUCACACCUCCCUCAAUUCCUUCCCUCCCUCUCCCAUUACCCUUUCUCUCGAGAAGGUAGUUAGGAAUAGGUUUCAGAGGGAAUCAGUGAUUUAAAUUUCCAUAUUGUUUAGGGCUCACAGUGGUGGAAAACAUUGUGCAUCGUCGUGUUACUGAAAUGCCUACUUCCUGUAAACAGUAGUGUAAAACAAAAACUGAGUCCUAAGUGUCAGAAAUGAAAUCAUGUCUCCUGUGCUUAGUUGGAGAUGCAAUAUAAAAAAUCUAAAUGCAGUUUUCCUUGUAUUUGGUGCUGCAGUAUCUAAAUAUUUAGAAACCACUUUUAGCCACGUGUUGUGUGGUAGAGACUAUUAAUUGCCAAUCUACUGUAUGUACAUUUUUGUUUCUAUUUCUAAGAAAAAAAUGUAAGUAAGUGGUAUUGUUGAAGCUUGCAUUAUAAUACAGUACACACUGAGUGGUCAUGUCAAUAAAAGGGAAUAUUAUGCUGUGUAAUGCCACCAUCUAGGAGCAAGCACAGAUCCUUAGUGGCAUCAAAAAACAAUAAAUAUGUCACAUAAAGCCAUAAUCUUCAUAUUUGCUCAACCACAUUGAAUGGAAAUUUGCCUGUGCAUAGUUUAGACAGUCAUGUCCCGGAAGUAGUCAAAGCUUAAUUGCUUUCAAAUGAGGAAUCCAGCAUUUUUCACCAGUUUCUGUCUUAUCCAUGUGCUGUACACAUGUAUGACUCUUCUCAAAAGAGGAACGAACAGGCACUCUUUUUGUGAGCUUUUCUAACAUGGGACUUUUUCAACAUCAUUUGCUUUGAGUUCAAUUAUGCCAAAUCGGAGAUUAAGACGUUUAGGUCAUACUAACUGGUUUGUUGAAGCUGUGGAGGUUAAGCUGCCCAAAUCAUGAGGCUCUUCAUUUUAGUCCCCUGAUAAUAAAUUAUUUUACAAUAUUAAAGCAAUUAAAUGUAAUAAAACAGGGUGUUUUACAUGUAUAUGUACAAAAUGAUUGUAUUUUUUUUUCUAUUUACUGUGUUUUAUCAGUAAAUGAGCUUCUUUGGAAAAAGCUCCUGAUAUGCUGCAUGAUUUGAGUAGAUUGUGUUUCACAAAGAUGUGUGUUGGCGGGUCAGAGUCAGAUAGGUGUAAUGUGUGUUAAUAUAUGUGAACCUGGGAUUGCAGAAAAAAAGAAAAGUCACAUUUUUCAGAAAGAUGAUUUCUCUCCACUAGGGCUACUGACAAAAGGAAACGAUGUCAAAUUAUUUGUGUUGGGAUGGAGGUAGUUUUUUAGUGUUUUUUUAUCUUUGAUAGAUGAGGGAAUUUAGUUGACUGCCUUAAUUUAAAGUAUCAAGUACCACAUUCCCAUUGCUGGAUAUUCCUGUGAUGGCAUUUUGUGUCUUAGUGGCUUCUUCUACAUUUUCUUUGGCAAGAGUCACAAAGAUAAUUAUUAAGGUUAAGAUUUCCUGUGAUAGGACUGUUUAGUACCUUGUAAUACAGAGAACUUAAUGUCUAAAUGAUAAAAGAUUGCUAUUGUUGGCAUAUAUAAGCCUGGAUUUCAGUUUAUUGCUCAAAAUAAUGUUUGGUGUUUAUCAUAGAAGAAGUCACACAGGUACUUCUAGGAUGUACGCACAAGUAUGAAAACAUGCUUACUGACAGCUUUGAUUUUAUUUUUUGUCACACUGUUUUCAUCGACGUGUCAGAAGUAUUUUCAGAUGUUUUCCUAGCUUGAGUGUUGGUAGAGUUUGAGAUGAAGAAUUCUGCAUACCCUUCAAAGCACGAGUCAGAAUCAUUGUUAUGAAGUUUUUUUAAGUUUUAAAAUGCAUUGUGGGAGGCUCUGGCUGGACCUUUACUCCUGUUUACUAUAAUCCCAUGUGUUUUUUUUUUAACGGUAAGAGGAAAAAGAAAUUGUAGAAAAACAUGUUUCUCAGUAAAUUAUUUUACAAUUAUAAAGGACUAAAUUGAAAUAAGAAAACUUAUUCUACUCCCUCUUUUUGUUUUUGAUCUUGUUCUGUAUCCCUGAUGCGUAUAACAUCUUGUAUGAUUUAUUGGUUUUGUAAUUUUUAUUUUUGAAAAUACUUUUGUAUGAUAGUUUUCAUCCUUAUCUUAAUAAGGGGUAGUGGAACAGCGAAAAAGAGCUUCUACUGUACCACUGUCACAGAUAGCUUUACAUCGGUAUGAUAGGCACCUCUACGAGGGUGGCAAUACAUUUUGUAUCUUCUGCUGCGAUAUCUGUGCCAGCAAUUUGUUAGUGCUGAAGUCUCUCUAUGUAAACGUGUCUGUAGUCGUGACUGCUUACGUCUCUUUACUGAUGCGAGCAGAAGUUUAAAGAACAUUAAAGAACAUCUGAAAUGUAA